Messenger RNA from Sclerotinia borealis F-4128, 2754 nucleotides. The record is from the annotation of a GenBank genome assembly. NCBI's taxonomy places the organism in Eukaryota, Fungi, Ascomycota, Leotiomycetes, Helotiales, Sclerotiniaceae.
AUGAGUUACAGUAAGAAAGAUGAAGAUGGCGAUAUGGCCAUCAUGCGAGUGGAUAGAACUUCUGUCUUCCAAGAAGCUCGAUUGUUCAACUCAUCCCCUAUACAACCUCGAAGAUGUCGUGUUCUCCUUACGAAGAUCGCGCUUUUAUUAUACACCGGCGAGAAAUUCCCCACGAACGAAGCCACUACCCUUUUCUUUGGUAUCUCGAAGCUGUUUCAAAAUAAAGAUGCUAGCCUGCGGCAGAUGGUUCACCUCAUCAUUAAGGAAUUGGCGCAUUCGGCGGAGGAUAUUAUCAUGGUCACAAGUACAAUAAUGAAGGAUACUGGCGGUGGAACAGAUGCAAUCUACAGACCAAAUGCUAUUCGUGCCUUGUGCCGUAUCAUUGAUGCCUCCACAGUUCAGAGCGUUGAAAGAGUCAUGAAGACCGCAAUUGUCGACAAAAAUCCUUCCGUAUCAUCUGCCGCCUUAAUAUCCUCAUACCACCUUUUACCCAUAGCUCGCGAUGCUGUUCGAAGAUGGCAAAGCGAAGCACAAGAGGCUGCGACAGCUACCAAAUCCUCGGGUGGAUUCUCCCUUGGUUUCUCAACCUCCAGCAAUCAAAUGCCAGUCAACAAUUCAACAAUGACACAAUAUCACGCGAUAGGACUUCUGUAUCAAAUGAGGAUGCAUGACAGAAUGGCAUUGGUCAAGAUGGUUCAGCAAUUUGGGGUCGCAGGUGCUGUAAAAAGUCCGGCUGCAACUGUCAUGCUCGUCAGACUAGCAGCUCAAUUGGCAGAAGAAGACCAGCAACUACGGAAACCAAUGAUGCAGCUCUUGGACGGCUGGCUCCGACACAAGAGCGAGAUGGUUAACUUCGAGGCUGCAAAAGCCAUUUGCGACAUGCGAGACGUCACAGAUGCUGAAGUUACUCAAGCCAUUCACGUUCUGCAACUUUUCCUCACCUCACCAAGAGCUGUCACCAAAUUCGCUGCGAUUCGCAUACUCCACAACUUCGCCUCUUUCAAGCCUCAAGCUGUCCACCCAUGUAACCCAGAUAUUGAACUCCUUAUCUCAAACUCCAAUCGAUCAGUUGCUACCUUUGCUAUUACCACACUUUUGAAGACGGGCAACGAAGCGAGUGUGGACCGCCUGAUGAAGCAAAUUUCAGGCUUUAUGGCAGACAUCACGGACGAGUUCAAAAUCACAAUCGUUGAAGCCAUUCGUACCCUCUGCCUCAAGUUCCCCAACAAACAGGCUGGCAUGCUGGCAUUCCUUAGUGGUAUACUACGCGAUGAGGGAGGAUACGACUUCAAACGGGCCGUAGUGGAAAGCAUGUUUGAUUUGAUCAAGUUUGUUCCUGAGUCAAAGGAAGAUGCCUUGGCACAUCUUUGUGAAUUUAUUGAGGAUUGUGAAUUCACCAAGCUGGCUGUUCGCAUCCUACAUCUUCUUGGAUUGGAAGGUCCAAAAACAUCUCAACCCACCAAGUACAUCCGAUAUAUCUACAAUCGGGUAGUCCUUGAGAAUGCAAUUGUACGAGCUGCAGCAGUCACAGCGUUGGCCAAAUUCGGCGUGGGACAGAAAGAUCCAGAGGUCAAGCGCAGUGUUACCGUUCUUCUCACCAGAUGCUUGGAUGAUGUUGAUGAUGAAGUUCGUGACCGUGCUGCAUUGAAUUUGAGGUUAAUGUCAGAGUCUGAUGAAACGGCAGAUCGUUUCAUCAAAAAUGAAAAUACCUUUGCUUUACCAUAUCUUGAGCAUCAACUUGUUAUGUACGUCACAGCCGAAGAUAAAUCAACGUUCGAUAAUCCUUUCGAUAUUGCAUCAGUCCCAGUCGUCACAAAGGAGCAAGCAGACGCAGAGGAGCGAACCAAAAAGCUCACGACGGUAACCCCAACAAUCAAGGCUCCAAAAUCUGGACCCAGCAAGGCUUCACUAUCUGGCGCCGAAGCUCUUGCUUCUGCUUCCGAAACUGCUCAAAAAUAUGCCCAGGAAUUACUCAAUAUUCCAGAGUUCAAGCCAUAUGGUGCUGUUUUGAAGUCAUCUCCUGUUGUCGAAUUGACAGAAUCGGAAACCGAAUACGUUGUUACCGUUGUCAAGCAUAUCUUCAAGGAACAUAUUGUUCUCCAAUAUGAGGUCAAGAAUACUUUACCAGAUACCGUUCUCGAAGAAGUAUCGGUGGUGGCUAGCCCAGCUGACGAAGAGGAGCUCGAGGAAGAUUUCAUUAUUCCUACUACCAAGCUUGUAACUGAUGAGCCGGGUACUAUUUAUGUAUCUUUCAAGAAGACCAGCGGCGAAUCCGCUUUCCCCUCGAGCACCUUCACGAAUAUCUUGAAGUUUACCACGAAAGAAAUCGAUCCAACAACCGGCGAGCCUGAAGAAAGCGGUUAUGAUGAUGAGUAUCAGGUUGAGGAUCUUGAACUUACCGGAAGCGACUAUGUUAUCCCUGCUUUUGCGGGUAACUUCGAUGACAUCUGGGAGCAAGUGGGUGCUUCUGGCGAGGAAGCUGAAGAGACACUUCAAUUAAGUGGUGUUAAGAGUAUAGCAGAUGCUACUGAACAACUCGCUAAAACACUCUCGCUACAACCCCUCGAUGGCACGGAUGUGCCGAUUAAUACAACUACCCAUACUCUCAAAUUAUUUGGUAAAACAGUUACAGGUGGAAGAGUCGUGGCUAAUAUCCGGAUGGCUUAUUCUAGUAAAUCAGGAGUCACAAGUAAGAUUGUGGUUCGUGGUGAGGAAGAAGGGAUUGCAGCUUUAGUUAUUGGGUCUGUUGCUUAA